AUGGCUAAGGCUAAUUAUGAGCGGUGGGAGCGAUCUAAUCGCUUAAGUUUGAUGCUCAUAAAAGUCCACAUAAUCCAAAGCAUUAGGGGUUCUAUCCCUAAUAGCGAUAAAGUCAAAGCUUACAUGGAGGCAAUUGAUAGAGAAUUCGUAAGCUCUGACAAGGCAUUGGCCAGCACCCUUAUGAAGAGGCUCUCAAGUAUGACUUUCGACAAAAGUCGUACAGUGCGAGAGCACAUUAUGGAGAUGAGAGACACUGCUGCUAAACUCAAGUCCCUUGAGGUUGAUAUGUCUGAACCAUUUCUUGUGCAUUUCAUUCUCAACUCACUUCCUACGGAAUAUGUUCCGUUCAAGAUUUCUUACAACACACAUAAGGAUAUGGUCAAUCAAUGA
Molecule: messenger RNA, 390 nt
Organism: Nicotiana attenuata
Lineage: Eukaryota; Viridiplantae; Streptophyta; Magnoliopsida; Solanales; Solanaceae
Exons: 1
Coding region: 1-390 (129 amino acids)
Source: RefSeq, a predicted model, not a curated record